GGCAAUUAAGGUGUUCGUGAAAAUAAAAGUGAUAUAAGCUCAAAGUGAGGGUGAAUAAGGGUGUAAAAAAUUGGUAAAAAAUUAGUAAUAAAAAGGUAAGGGCUUCGAUGGAGUAUGAGUGCGUGUUUACGUUCCGUACCAAAACAUGAAUGACCUUGAAAUUGGUGAUUAUUGGGGUGUCACGUGACGUUUUUUAGAAUCAGGGAUUGGCGGGUGACGGCGCGUACCCUGCGCCCCUUGGAUGCUCGAUAGAUCGUUUCGCAAGAUGAAGUCCGAAUCAAAACCUUUGUUGACAGCUCAGGCAGAAAAGGCGAAUCAUUACACUUCUGUGGAUUCGCAUUCCAGAUAUUUGAAGGAAUUCCGCGUGGAACAAUGCCCCCUCUUUAUACAACGCAAAUGCACCCAGCACAGGCCCUUCACGUGCUUCAACUGGCACUUUAUGAACCAGAGAAGGCGAAGACCGGUCAGAAAAAGGGAUCGCACUUUCAAUUACAGCGCGGACAAUUAUUGCACAAAAUACGAUGAGACAACCGGCAUUUGUCCAGACGGAGAUGAAUGUCCGUUCUUGCAUCGUACAGCUGGUGACACGGAGAGACGGUAUCAUCUACGCUACUACAAAACUUGUAUGUGCGUUCAUGAUACAGAUUCAAGAGGAUUUUGUGUGAAAAAUGGUCCACAUUGCGCAUUUGCGCAUGGUAAUCACGAUCUCCGACCACCGGUUUAUGAUAUUAAGGAAAUACAGGCGCUCGAAAAUCCAGAUUCUGAUCCAAACUCAUCCACGAAUGGACCAAAUAUUCUAGAUAAGGAGAGAAAUCUCAUGAACGAAGACCCUAAGUGGCAAGAUACUAAUUACGUACUAGGCAAUUAUAAAACAGAGCCAUGCAAACGACCUCCGAGACUUUGCAGGCAAGGAUACGCCUGUCCACAAUAUCACAACAGCAAAGACAAAAGACGCAGCCCUAGGAAAUACAAAUAUAGAUCUACACCAUGCCCCAAUGUAAAGCACGGGGAAGAAUGGGGAGAGCCAGGAAAUUGCGAGCAAGGAGAUGCCUGCACAUACUGCCACACUCGUACGGAACAGCAAUUUCAUCCAGAGAUCUACAAAUCAACUAAAUGCAACGACGUUCAACAGGCUGGAUAUUGCCCGCGCGGCGUAUUUUGCGCCUUUGCACACGUUGACCGUGAGUGUAACCUCAUCAAUCUGUUGCCUACAGAAGAAAUGAGCCUCGCGAGGGAUAUGGCUGUGCCUCUAGAAGGCACCAACAUCGCUGACUUAAUCAGCAGCGUUCUUACACCUGAUAAAAAACUACACGACAAGGACAAGCCUCCGAGUGAUAGCAGCUUAACUGGAUUCCAGAAUGGCAGCGGUGGAGAUGUCUCUGAAUCCGCGAGUACGACCAGCAGCAUCGGUAGCAAUAGUUCACAUAGUAAAGCGCCCGGCGCCCAACUACACAAUUCUUCAUCUGCCUCCGCAUCUGCCGCUGCUGCUCAGCAAAAACUUACGAAUAUUCUCUACAACCCAUCCUCGAUAUUACAAGCUAGCGAAAUAAGGAAACAAAUAAUGGCAAUAGAUAGCGAUCCACUACUAAACAAAGCUGAAAAAGCUCAACGAAAACAAAGCCUCUAUAUAGCUUUCAGCCUCAACGGCACACUAGGCAGUCAUUCCUUAGGCUCAACCGUAUCGCCAUUGUCAACUUCGUUCUAUCCAAGUGAUACCGUCGAGUCAGUUGUCGGGAAUGCACUGGAUGACAUCCACCUAGACGACCCAUUAAGCUUAGUAGACUCAAUACAUAGGGAUACAAAUUCGCCGAUGAGUAAUUCUAUAUCGGCUGGUUUGGCUAGUUCCGGGCUCCUUGGUAGUUCUGCGCCUGUUAACAUACCUGGUAUGGCAGAGCGAUCCGUACUCAGUAAUUUUUCCCCAUCCACAUCGAGUCCUCUCCAGCAGUUACAGUCAGCGGGAUUUUUAACCGGGGCUAGAUUCUCCCAUCAGGAUUCGAUGGAAUCGACAAUGCCCUUCAUGAGCCAGGCGUCGGAUCCUUUCAGCAAUCACAUCUCACAGCUCAGUAGUUCGGCGUCAAAAUUAAGCGGAUUCAGUAGCAGUUUAUUCGAUUUUGCAAAUCAAGGAAUGUCACCUUCUCGAGCACAGCCUUUACCAGCAUCUCCUCUCGUCAAUGCUUUUUCUAUUAGCCCAAGCAACACUGGCACAUUAUCGGAGGUUCAAAGGCUCAGAGAAGAGCUGACGUCGAGUCGUGCGCAGUUGGCGACUUGGGAUGAGCGAAUCAAUCAGGCUCGAGCAGCCUGCACGGCUUGGCAGUUGGAGAGCGAAGAUGCCAAACGUAAAGCGUCCAUAGCGGAACAGCAGAGGGAUGAGAGCAUGGAUUGUUUGCAGGCUUUGUUGCAGGUGAAGGCAUUGAGAGUUGAAAAUGAAGCUGCCGUAGGCGGACCGUAUCUACAUUCGCUUAGGAGAACUAGCGAGCUCAGGUCUUUAUCGAUAGCGACGUUAAAAUCUUUGCAAUCCCAGCUACGAUCUGACCUUGAAGAAGUAGAAAAGGUGCUUUACUUAGAAACAGCAACGAAAUGUAUGGUUUGCGAAGAACAAAAUCGAACGGUUACUUUAUCUCCGUGUAAUCACUAUGUAGUUUGUUCAACGUGUGCACCUAAUCAACGCGAAUGUCCGUACUGCCAGACACCGGUUGUUUCAACGAGUCAAGCCUGAACGAAUUUAUCAUUUAUCUUUUCAUUAAUAAAACAAGAUCAUACAGCAUUUAUUAUUUUAAACGGUGAAGGACUUUCUUUAACUGUCUUUUUUUU
Molecule: messenger RNA, 2811 nt
Organism: Athalia rosae (coleseed sawfly)
Lineage: Eukaryota; Metazoa; Arthropoda; Insecta; Hymenoptera; Athaliidae
Gene: unk
Product: putative E3 ubiquitin-protein ligase UNKL
Exons: 12
Coding region: 242-2716 (824 amino acids)
Molecular function (GO): metal ion binding
Source: RefSeq, a predicted model, not a curated record